AAAAAGAAGAAAAAAAAACAAAAAAGAGAGGUAGGGAAGUUCUGAGUUUCUAACCUCAUCAAAAAAAAAAAAAAACAAAAAAAAAAACUUCAACUUCAAUCAAAUUCACAGUCUUCUUUAUUAAAAAAAACACAAAAAUUUCAAAUCCAGCAACAUUCUGCCUAAAUUUACAGAAGUAGAAGAAUAAGAUGGAAGAAAAUUGGGGGAUGAAGAAAUUCGUAAUGGGUAUAUUAAUGUUUUGGAGUUUAAGAUUAUUAAAAGGAGCAAAUGGGUUAAGAUUUGUGAUUGAUAGAGAAGAAUGCUUCUCUCAUAAGAUUCAAUAUGAAGGAGAUAAUGUUCAUUUCUCGUUUGUUGUUAUCAAAGCUGAUACCCCUUGGCAUCAUGAGAACGAAGGAGGUGUCGAUCUAGUGGUGAGAGGACCUGAAGGUGAACAACUCCAUGACACACAUGACAAAACUAGUGAGAAGUUUGAGUUUAUUGCUCACAAGAAGGGGGUCUACAACUUUUGUUUUACUAACAAGUCCCCAUAUCAUGAAACCAUAGAUUUUGAUGUCCUUGCCGGCCACUAUGGAUACGUUGACCCUCACGCAAAAGAUGAGCAUUUGAGUCCAGUGUAUGAACAGAUUUCUAAAUUGGAGGAAGCUCUCUACAAUAUUCAGUUUGAACAACACUGGUUGGAGGCUGAAACCGAUCGGCAAGCAUUAAUUAAUGAAGGAAUGAGCCGAAGAGCGAUCCAUAAGGCAGUGUUUGAAUCAGCAGCCCUUGUUGGGGCGAGCGUUCUCCAAGUCUACCUGCUCAAACGCAUGUUUGAACGCAAGCUUGGGACAUCAAGAGUAUAGAGCAUCAUUCCACUUUUCUCUUUGUGCUUACGCUGUCCCCCUUUCGCUUUCGCUUUCGCUUUCGCUUUCCUUAGGCAGUUCAAAUUAGCAGCUUGGGUCUUUGUAUGUUCAGAAUUAAUGUAGUAUAAUUGUAACAUCUAUGGUAGAUGUAUAUCUUGUAUUCCUUUUUAUUUUUGGUUAAACCGCACCCUUUUUAGACAAUGUAAGUUAGAUGUGCGAAUGCACUUCGAGGAGUCGUGCAAACAAAUUCUUCAUGGUUAGAGAAUGCUCGUGUUUAGUUGCUAUGAAGUCUCUUUGAAAGUACA
Molecule: messenger RNA, 1144 nt
Organism: Spinacia oleracea (spinach)
Lineage: Eukaryota; Viridiplantae; Streptophyta; Magnoliopsida; Caryophyllales; Amaranthaceae
Product: transmembrane emp24 domain-containing protein p24beta2
Exons: 5
Coding region: 189-839 (216 amino acids)
Source: RefSeq, a predicted model, not a curated record